UUCAAAACCACAGAUCAAUUUUUUCUCUUCAUUUUUGCGAAAUAAGUUUCUCUUCUUCUGCUAAUUCCUUAUAGUUUCCUAUUCAAACAUUCUCUUUUCUGGGGAAAAUUUACCUAUUUCUGUAGACUUGGGUUUUUUUAGUUCUUUUUGAUAUUUUGAGAGAAAUUCAGUGAACCUGGACAAGAUUCGGGUUUGCUGGUUUUACUGUUUUUUAAAAAAAAAAUGGAAAAGAAUAGUGAACGAUCUGGCGUUCCAAAUCUUCAAAAGGGGAGGUUGUAACUGUGUCUAUCGUGUACUUUCAUUUAAUUCUUAAAUCUUUCUUUAUAUUUUCAUAAAGAAAUAAUCAAAUCACGUGAAAGAUCUUUGGAGGAAAAGGUUAAAAAGACGAGAUCGAAUUUCUUCUUCUUCUUUUCCAGAUACAUAGCUAUGUCGGCGAGAGCUCAUCCCGUGGACGGAGAUGUAAGUCCGGCGACGGACGGUGGAGAUACUCCGACCAAUUCGUCGCCCCAUCGGCAUAAAGUAGGGGUCCCACCGAAGCCAAACAUGUUCCAUGAUUUUAUGUACACUUUCAAAGAAACGUUUUUCCACGAUGAUCCUCUUCGACAUUUUAAGGACCAGCCUAAGUCCAAGCAGUUCAUGCUCGGUCUCCAAUCCGUCUUCCCAGUUUUCGAUUGGGGACGUACCUAUAAUUUCAAGAAGUUUCGUGGCGAUCUCAUUGCCGGUUUAACAAUUGCCAGUCUAUGUAUUCCUCAGGAUAUUGGAUACGCUAAACUCGCGAAUCUGGACCCUAAAUACGGUUUAUAUUCGAGUUUUGUUCCUCCAUUGGUGUAUGCUUGUAUGGGGAGUUCAAGGGAUAUAGCAAUUGGACCCGUUGCUGUGGUAUCUCUGUUGCUAGGUACUUUGCUUCGAGCUGAGGUCGACCCAAACACAAAUCCUGAUGAAUAUCUCCGUCUUGCCUUCACCGCCACGUUUUUUGCCGGCGUCACCGAAGCAGCCCUCGGUUUCUUCAGAUUAGGGUUCUUGAUUGAUUUCCUUUCCCACGCGGCUGUGGUUGGAUUCAUGGGUGGUGCAGCCAUUACAAUCGCUCUUCAGCAGCUCAAAGGGUUCCUAGGGAUCAAGAAAUUCACCAAGAAAACUGAUAUCAUCGCUGUUCUAGAUUCCGUCUUCAGCUCAGCUAAUCACGGCUGGAAUUGGCAGACGAUAGUCAUUGGUGCAUCCUUCUUGACCUUCCUUUUAACCUCUAAAUUUAUCGGGAAAAAGAACAAGAAACUGUUUUGGGUUCCAGCAGUUGCGCCACUGAUAUCCGUUAUCAUUUCCACCUUCUUCGUAUACAUAACCCGAGCGGACAAACAAGGAGUUCAAAUCGUGAAACAUCUUGACAAAGGCAUCAACCCUUCCUCUUUUGGUCAAAUAUACUUCUCCGGUGAUUACCUUGCUAAAGGAAUUAAAAUCGGUGUAGUUUCCGGCAUGGUUGCCUUAACAGAAGCUGUAGCAAUUGGAAGAACCUUUGCUGCAAUGAAAGACUACCAAAUCGACGGUAACAAAGAGAUGGUAGCAUUAGGUGUAAUGAACGUUGUUGGAUCGAUGUCUUCUUGCUAUGUAGCCACAGGAUCGUUCUCAAGAUCGGCAGUCAAUUUCAUGGCUGGUUGUCAUACGGCGGUUUCAAACAUCAUAAUGUCAAUCGUCGUUCUCUUGACAUUGCUAUUCCUCACUCCUCUCUUUAAGUACACUCCAAACGCGAUCCUCGCAGCUAUCAUCAUCAACGCUGUGAUUCCUUUGGUCGAUAUCCAAGCUGCGGUUUUGAUCUUCAAAGUCGAUAAGCUCGAUUUUGUUGCUUGUAUGGGAGCUUUCUUUGGCGUCAUCUUUGUCUCCGUUGAGAUUGGACUUCUCAUCGCCGUCUCUAUAUCGUUUGCUAAGAUUCUCUUGCAAGUAACAAGACCUAGAACCGCCAUUCUUGGAAAUAUUCCGAGAACUUCGGUUUACCGGAACAUCCAACAGUAUCCUGAAGCCACUAUGGUUCCAGGGGUUCUUAUGAUUCGUGUUGACUCUGCGAUUUACUUCUCCAACUCAAAUUACGUCAGAGAAAGGAUCCAGAGAUGGUUACUAGAAGAGGAAGAGAAGGUGAAAGCAGCAAGCCUGCCAAGGAUUCAGUUUCUCAUCAUCGAAAUGUCACCUGUUACUGACAUCGAUACAAGCGGUAUCCACGCCUUAGAAGACUUAUACAAGUCUCUCCAGAAAAGAGACAUUCAGCUAAUUCUGGCGAAUCCUGGACCGUUGGUGAUAGGCAAGCUACACUUAUCGCAUUUUGCUGACAUGUUAGGACACGACAACAUCUUUCUCACGGUGGCUGAUGCCGUCGAAUCUUGCUGUCCAAAACUCUCCGACGAGGUCUGAUAAAAUUUACAAGAAAGAAGAUGAAGAUACUGACGAAGAAAAAUAAGAUGCUCUGUGUUUGUGUUGUACAGUGGAGCUCAGAGAGUGGCUUUAGCUUUCAAUUGUGCAUCUUUUGGUUCCUUUUUCUUUAUGUUUUACAAGAAGUCAAGUGUAAAGUUGACCUCUGGGUCCCACCUUAGCAUCUUGUUGUUCUUAUUUUUUGGCUAACCUUGUUGUGUCUAUUUAUGUGAUACGUAAAUAUACUGAAUUUGCUUGCAAUCAA
This is a messenger RNA of Eutrema salsugineum, 2656 nucleotides long. RefSeq names its product sulfate transporter 1.2. The record is from RefSeq and is a predicted model, not a curated record. The transcript is spliced from 13 exons. Gene Ontology annotation, biological process: transmembrane transport. The coding region runs from base 427 to 2394 and encodes 655 amino acids. NCBI's taxonomy places the organism in Eukaryota, Viridiplantae, Streptophyta, Magnoliopsida, Brassicales, Brassicaceae. Gene Ontology annotation, molecular function: secondary active sulfate transmembrane transporter activity. Gene Ontology annotation, cellular component: membrane.